AUGGGUUUGUUUGCUUCCAAGUUGUUUAGCAACCUGUUUGGUUCUAAAGAAAUGCGUAUUCUUAUGGUUGGUCUAGAUGGUGCUGGUAAGACCACUGUUCUUUACAAGUUGAAAUUGGGUGAAGUUAUCACCACUAUUCCAACCAUUGGUUUCAAUGUCGAGACUGUGCAAUACAAGAACAUUUCCUUCACUGUCUGGGAUGUGGGUGGACAAGACAGAAUCAGAUCUCUAUGGAGACACUACUACAGAAACACCGAAGGUGUUAUCUUCGUUGUUGACUCUAACGAUAGAUCCCGUAUUGGUGAAGCCAGAGAGGUUAUGCAAAGAAUGUUGAACGAGGAUGAAUUGAGAAACGCCGUGUGGUUAGUGUUCGCCAACAAGCAAGAUUUGCCAGAAGCCAUGUCUGCUGCCGAAAUUACCGAAAAGCUUGGUCUACACUCCAUAAGAAACCGCCCAUGGUUCAUCCAAGCCACUUGUGCUACUUCCGGUGAAGGUUUGUAUGAAGGUUUGGAAUGGUUGAGUAACAACUUGAGCAACCAAUCAUGA
This is a messenger RNA of Nakaseomyces glabratus, 546 nucleotides long. RefSeq lists its product as uncharacterized. Gene Ontology annotation, biological process: intracellular protein transport; vesicle-mediated transport. NCBI's taxonomy places the organism in Eukaryota, Fungi, Ascomycota, Saccharomycetes, Saccharomycetales, Saccharomycetaceae. Gene Ontology annotation, molecular function: GTP binding; GTPase activity. The record is from RefSeq and is a predicted model, not a curated record. Gene Ontology annotation, cellular component: plasma membrane; cytoplasm.